AUGGAUAGUUUCAAUGAAGAUCUAAAAGUACUAGAUUUAAAUGACGAUUAUGAUCUUUCAGUCCUUAUUGAUAAAUAUGAAAAUACGUUGAAAGAAACUUUACAGCAGCAUGCUCCACAAAAACGACGAAUUAUAACUCUUCGUCCUUUAUCACCAUGGUACAAUGAGGAGAUUGGUCAAGAAAAAAGAAAUCGCAGGAAACUAGAGCGCCGCUGGCGCGCAUCUGGACUAUGUAUUGACAGACAGUUAUAUGUCAAACAAUGUGAGACAGUGAAUGCCAUGAUAAAGAAUGCUAAGACAACAUACUACUCAUCGGUUAUUUCCAGUAAUGCACAUAAUCAGAAAGUGUUAUUUAGUACGGUUGAUAAAUUACUCCAUCGAAAGCCAGAAAAGCGCUAUCCAACUGCGUCAUCAACGACUGAACUUGUGAAUAAUUUUUCAGAUUUCUUCAAUAAUAAUAUUGCUAUUAUAUGAAAAGAACUAGCCAUCGAUUCUUCCCACUGUAAUCAGCGAAAUCAAGAGGAACAAUAUGCACAAUGCGUUAAAUUCAUUAACUUUCAAGAAGUCACGGAACAUGAGAUUGAAAAUGUUAUUGAUAAAGUUGGUAAAAAAUCUUGUGAACUUGAUCCAGUGCCCGCAAAAAUCUUUCAAGGUUGUCAGAAGACUCUCUUACCUAUAAUUACUAAGAUCAGUAAUGAGUCACUUCAGUCAGGUUGUAUGCCUGAGAUACUAAAAGAAGCCGUGUUGAAACCAAAACUAAAGAAAGAUUCGCUGGAUUACGAAGAAUACACAAAUUUCCGACCUAUUUCAAAUUUAAAAUUCCUGUCUAAAGUAAUUGAGAAGGUUGCUGCCGGUCAGCUUCUGGAACACUUGGCUAAUAACAAAUUAGAAGAACCCUUCCAGUCGGCAUAUAAACGUUUUCAUAGUGCAGAAACAACCCUAUUAAAAGUACAAAACGAUAUUCUUGUAGCCAUUGAUAAUCGUAAGUGUGUGGUGUUGCUAUUACUAGAUAUGUCAGCAGCAUUCGAUACUGUUGAUCACGAACUUUUACUACAACGAAUGUUCAAAAGAUUUGGGAUAGAUGGGCAAGUGUUGAGAUGGUUUCAGUCCUAUCUUCAGAAUAGAACGCAAAGUGUAGUGAUUGACGGUGUUAAAUCUAUCUCUAAAGACUUGCGCUGUGGAGUCCCACAAGGAUCAGUUCUCGGCCCUAUACUAUAUUUACUAUACACCUCACCCCUUGGUGAUAUCAUCAGAGGUCAUGAUCUUGAUUUUCACUUUUAUGCAGACGACUCGCAAUUAUAUCUCGCUUUUGAGUCAACCACUGAAGGAAAAGCGGGAGCACUGGUACAAAUCGAAAUGUGUGUAAAGGAGAUUGAUUUGUGGAUGGUCAAAAAUAAAUUAAAAUUGAAUGGGGACAAGACUGAGUUACUAGUAAUCAAUGCACGAAAUCGUUUAUGCCCUGCUGUACACCAUAUAGAAAUAUCUAAGUCAAUAGUUCAACCAAGUACUUCAGCACGAAACAUCGGUGUAACCUUCGAUCAACACAUGUCCAUGGAUAAACAUAUUACCAACAUUUGCAAGAACUGUUUUUUCCAUUUGAGAAAAAUAGCAAGAAUAAAAGAGUACUUAUCAAAAUCAGAUAUCCAAACCCUAGUUCAUGCCUUUAUUACAUCGAAACUAGAUAAUUGCAACUCUUUGCUAUACGGACUACCUAAAUUUCUUAUAGAUCGAUUACAGAAUGUGCAAAACUGUGCUGCUCGUCUGGUGACAGGAAGCAGAAAAUACGACCAUGUUACUCCAUUAAUGAAACAAUUACAUUGGCUCCCCAUCAGUCAACGCAUCAUCUAUAAAAUUGUUCUUAUCACGUAUAAAUCUCUGAAUGGCUCAGCUCCACAUUACAUUAAUAAUAUGCUAAAACCUUACACACCAUCAGCAAAUUUACGCUCCUCAUCCAAAGGAUUGCUUACCAUACCUUCAGUAAAACUAGUGAACUAUGGUGAACGAUCGUUCUCAUAUGCUGCACCGAAACUGUGGAACGAACUGCCAGAGUAUAUUAGAAAGAGUGAGACCUUGCCUAUUUUUAAAACCAGAUUAAAGACACAUCUUUUUAGACAGUAUUAUGACUAAGUUAUUAUUUUAACAAGAUUAUUAGCAAUUUUAUAGUAUUCUAUAUAGUUGUUGUUUUAAUAUUAUCAACAUAGAUAACAUAAAGUAAUUUUAUAUUCUUAACGAGAAGAGCAUAUAAUUAUUUUUUAGUAAUUUUAUCUAGUAUAGUAAUUUUAGUAGUCAAUGCAUGCACUAUGUUGUAACACUUAGUAUAUAUUUUUAACACUUGAUGUUAAGCGCUAUUGAGCUAUGGGAAAUGGCGCUAUAUAAAUGAAUUAUAAUAAUAAUAAUAAUAAUAAUAAUAAUACCUGUAUCUGUUCCUAAAGCAGACGAGGAUAGUGAGUCUGUACAUGAAGCAGAGGGACCAGACGUGAGUAGAAAUGAAUAUUUACAUGAGGGUGGUUGGCAAAAUGUUGACAACCCUCUGCAUGAGUUAGAGUUUGUACAAAAUGAAAUGCACAGUUUUCAUUUAGAUCAAGAACAUUUAGAGCAUCGACAAUGUACAAUGUGUAAAGAAGCUUGGCCGACACGCCAGAACUUGGCAUCAGAAGUAUACAUUUGUUACCGGUGCAAAAGAGACAAGAAAUCACCCAAGAAAUUUAGUGCCGAGAAUGACAUGGACCCAGGAACAGUUCCUGCAUGA
Paramuricea clavata is the source of this 2749-nucleotide messenger RNA. The record is from the annotation of a GenBank genome assembly. Lineage: Eukaryota; Metazoa; Cnidaria; Anthozoa; Malacalcyonacea; Plexauridae.